CGAGCGCCACUCCACUGCUACUACGACUGCGCCGCCUGGCGCCUGGUAGAACGCUAGAAGUAACUUGGAGCUAGCCAGAUUGGCAAAGCUUCGGCGAGCCGCGACAGCGAGCGGAGACGUGUGGGCGUCUCCUCGAUCGAUCGGCCGAGAGGACGGCAUGGAGCGCGACUGCCAGUUCAUGGUGGUGCCGCCACGGCACCCGUACGAGGAUGGCGGCGGCCAUUUCAUGCACCACCAGCUGAUGGUGGCCGGGGACCACGACCCCGCCGGCGCGGGGCGCGGCGGCGGCGGGGAGAGGAAGCGGCGGUUCACGGAGGAGCAGGUGCGGUCGCUGGAGACGACGUUCCACGCGCGGCGGGCAAAGCUGGAGCCCCGGGAGAAGGCGGAGCUGGCGCGGGAGCUGGGCCUGCAGCCGCGUCAGGUGGCCAUUUGGUUCCAGAACAAGCGCGCCCGGUGGCGCUCCAAGCAGCUCGAGCACGACUACGCCGCUCUCCGCGCGCAGUACGACGCGCUCCACGCCCGCGUCGAGUCGCUCCGGCAGGAGAAGGUCGCGCUCGCCACCCAGUUGGAUGAACUGAAGGGGAGGCUGAACGGGCGGCAAGACCAGCAGCAGCAGAGCGGCAGCUGCGAGGUCAACGGGGCGGAGGCGGCCGACGACAGGAGGAACACUAAUAGCGCCAGCUGCGUGGUGGAGGACGACGGCGCCGUGACGCCCGCGGUGGACGUCUCGGAGGAAUCGGCGGCGGCGGCGACCGCCGAGUACUGCUACGAUGACCACGUCGCGUACGGGGGCCUGCCCGAUCCCUUCUGCACCACGCCGGACCUGUGGGAUACAUGGCCGCUGCUGGAGUGGAACGCGGUCGCAUGAACCCCCGCGAUGCAGGAGGAUAUUGUAGUAUUCGUGUACUCAUGUCUCUGUAUGAUAGCGUACCAGUGGAUUCAUGUUGCACUCCUAGCUAAUAGAGUAGCAAGUGAUCAGCUGAUCGAUCCGUGGAGACAUCGGCGGGAACAGAACAGGAAACUGGCCAGACCGGGGAUUCAGAUUCCGACCGGCGGCCGGCUGGCCGGGGCACGUAACGAUCAAAGCUUCGUGCAUUGUACACCGGGGAUCGACGGGUCGAUCCGUCGACUCCUCGACGGCGUUCAGCACUUUUAGGAUUCAUGUUUCAGAACC
Molecule: messenger RNA, 1174 nt
Organism: Setaria italica (foxtail millet)
Lineage: Eukaryota; Viridiplantae; Streptophyta; Magnoliopsida; Poales; Poaceae
Product: homeobox-leucine zipper protein HOX24
Exons: 2
Coding region: 158-868 (236 amino acids)
Biological process (GO): positive regulation of DNA-templated transcription
Cellular component (GO): nucleus
Molecular function (GO): sequence-specific DNA binding; DNA-binding transcription factor activity, RNA polymerase II-specific
Source: RefSeq, a predicted model, not a curated record